Messenger RNA from Chelonus insularis, 1134 nucleotides. Its product is annotated as delta(3,5)-Delta(2,4)-dienoyl-CoA isomerase, mitochondrial. Gene Ontology annotation, molecular function: delta(3,5)-delta(2,4)-dienoyl-CoA isomerase activity. The coding region runs from base 154 to 1068 and encodes 304 amino acids. The transcript has 6 exons. Gene Ontology annotation, cellular component: mitochondrion. The record is from RefSeq and is a predicted model, not a curated record. Lineage: Eukaryota; Metazoa; Arthropoda; Insecta; Hymenoptera; Braconidae.
CUUAUAUCACGUAAAAGUUGUUUACAUUAUUUUAUUUUUAAGCCGAUGUUGAACUUUGGACUCAACAAUAGCAAGUACAUAAGUCCAACUUGCAUCUCGUAUACUGCAUUAUAUUUGUAUUUAAUAUUUUUUAUUACAAAAAAUUAAUUAGGGAUGUUUUCAACUUCGAGAUUUGUAGCUUUAUUACAUAAAUCAUUAAAAGGUGCUCCGAAUAUGAAAGCAUUAUCAAGCAUGGCAUCAAUGAAAUUCGAAACUCUUGCAAUUACAAAUCCCAAAGAGUUUGUCUAUCAAGUCCAAUUAAACAGACCAGAAAAGUACAAUGCUCUCAGUAAUAAAGCGUGGGAAGAAAUAGGAAAAUGUUUCAAAGAAUUGGAUGAUUCUCCAGAUUGCCGAGUUGUAAUUUUAUCAGGAGCUGGAAAAGGUUUUUGUUCCGGAUUAGAUUUAAAGGAUGCUAUGAAAAUGGCACCAGCUUUAGCAGAACAUGAAGAUGUGGCCCGAAAAUGCCGACUAAUUGAGAAAAAAAUUAAAAUAUUCCAAGAUGCACUUUUAUCUCUUGAAAAAUGUAGGAAACCAGUAAUUGCAGCAAUUCAUGGUCUUUGUGUGGGAGGGGGGUUUAAUUUAAUAUGUGGUGCUGAUAUUCGAUAUUGUUCUUCAAAUGCUUGGUUUUCAUUAAAAGAAGUUGAUAUUGGAAUGGCUGCUGAUGUUGGAGCUUUACAAUGGCUUCCGAAAAUUAUUGGGUCUGAAAGUUUAGUAAGAGAAUUGGCUUUUACUGCUCGAAAAUUACCUGCAGAAGAGGCUUUACAGUGUGGACUUGUCAACCGAUUAUUCAAAGAUGAUGAAGCAUUAUUUAAAGGAGUUUUAGAUCUUGCCGAAGAAAUUUCUAAAAAAAGUCCUGUAGCAGUACAAGCGACAAAAAUGACUUUGAUUCACGGAAGAGAUCAUUCAAUUCAAGAUGGUCUAGAUUAUGUUAGAACAAUAAAUCAAACGAUGCUUCAAAGUGAAGAUUUUAUAAAUGCAACUGUUGCUCAAGCAACAAAAAGUGAUCCUCCAGUUUUCUCCAAGUUAUAAACAGCCUAAGUAAUGUAGAAGUUUCUACAUGUUAUUUCAAUAAUGAAUAAAAUUAUAAUUUUGAUA